AUGAACCACCGUCGGGCGACUAUAUCAUCUUGCCGGAACCGCCAACGUCAUCAUCACUAUCGCCAUACCGUCAACCACCACCGCCACAGUUCAACACCACCACCACCUCAUGGACACCCCCGAUUUUCUGAUCUAAACACUCUGAUUUUCCAAUAUGAAGACCCCGAAUUUUCCGAUCUGAAAACCCCCAAUUUUCCGAUCAGAAAACCCUCGAUUUUCCGAUCAGAAAACCUCCACCAUUGUUUAGGAACCCUAACUCUAGACAAACGAUAUGACGAAGUAGGGAAACCCUAA
Molecule: messenger RNA, 294 nt
Organism: Lactuca virosa
Lineage: Eukaryota; Viridiplantae; Streptophyta; Magnoliopsida; Asterales; Asteraceae
Source: the annotation of a GenBank genome assembly